CUAGCUGAGAUCCUAGGAGCAGAGCAGGGAACUUGACAUGUCAACAAAACAGAUUAAUUGUCACCACACAGGCAUGUAACUGUGUCCCGGUGUGGAAUAGCGUGACAGGUAGCUUCACCUGGACCUAGAUUUCCUGCACCAGCAUCUUCAUCUGCUGUCUCCAUGACUACCCCUCCACUAGUGUCGCCAUUUGGUGGGCAGCCUCCGCCGCCGCCGCAGCAGCAACAGCAGCAGCAGCAGCAGCAGCAGCAACAACAGGCCCAGGCGGCACGUGACGUCAACACGGCGUCUCUGUGCCGCAUCGGUCAGGAGACGGUCCAAGACAUCGUCCUCAGGACCAUGGAGAUCUUCCAGCUCCUCAGGAACAUGCAGCUGCCUAAUGGAGUCACUUACCACCCCAACACCCACCAGGACAGGCUGGGGAAACUGCAGGAGCACCUACGGAUGCUUUCUGUGCUCUUCCGCAAGCUGCGCCUCGUCUACGACAAGUGCAAUGAAAACUGCGCCGGCAUGGACCCCAUACCUCCAGAGCUGCUGAUACCUUUCGUGGAGGAUGACAGCUCCAAACACGAGGAUCGCUCAGCCGGCCAGAGCCGCCCCGCCACCGAGGAGAGGAGAGAAAUCCUGGAGGUCAACAAGAAACUGAAACAGAAGAACCAGCAGCUGAAGCAGAUCAUGGACCAACUCCGCAACCUCAUCUGGGAGAUCAACUCCAUGCUGGCAGUCAGGAGCUGAACCACACACACACGCACACACACACACACACACACACACACACACACACACACACACACACACACA
Centropristis striata (black sea bass) is the source of this 801-nucleotide messenger RNA. RefSeq names its product mediator complex subunit 30 (gene med30). NCBI's taxonomy places the organism in Eukaryota, Metazoa, Chordata, Actinopteri, Perciformes, Serranidae. Gene Ontology annotation, biological process: positive regulation of DNA-templated transcription. The record is from RefSeq and is a predicted model, not a curated record. Gene Ontology annotation, molecular function: transcription coregulator activity. Gene Ontology annotation, cellular component: mediator complex. The coding region runs from base 163 to 735 and encodes 190 amino acids. The transcript has 5 exons.